AUGGGGCAAAGUCAAAGCUCUAUGUUGAGCAAGAGUGGCCGAAGGAGCUCGUUCCGGAGGUUCGUCCGUCGGAGUAAACUAAACAAAUCCAGUUUGAGUCACACAUUCAAUUUGCCGCCAUCCGACGACUAUCCGGAGCUGAUGAACGUGAACACGGCGACGGAGGAGCAGCUGAUGACACUGCCUGGCGUGAACAGGCAGUUGGCGCGGGAAAUAGUGAGGCAUCGGCAAAUGAUAGGUCGAUUCAAACGAGUAGACGACCUCGCUCUUGUUUCAGGUAUAGGUGCUGAUAAACUAGAAUUACUAAGGCCAGAGAUAUGCACAAAUAUAAGAAAACAAAUAUCUAGAGCAAGUUCACUGACACAAUCUUUAGACAGCGUACGGAUACAGUCUGAGAGCAAACUGUGUUCUGUAAACUCAUCAAGUGUAUUCCAGUUACAAUGUGUACCGGGACUCAACCAAGAAAUAGCCGCAAACAUAGUAGACUACCGUAACAAAAAAGGCCCUUUUAAGUCAUUAGAUGAUUUAAUUAAAGUACGAGGAAUGGAUAUUGUGAGGCUGAGUGCAGUCAAACCUCACCUAAGUUUGGAAUCAAGGAAGUGUGAAAGUGUGCAACAUUUAACGAAUGGACAUGUCAAUGGUUGGAACGAAGUAGAGAGUAUGCCCAACGGAGUCUCGAGUACUCCUAAAACUAAAACACCACCACAUAGAAAGAGUUUAUCAAUGCCGAAUAAUACUAAGUAUCCAAUGACAUUGCCAAAUGGUUUUGCAACGGUACCUGUGAAUGAUAUUUUGGACUUGCUAUCUGCAUACUCACAUAGGCCUAUUGUAGAAGAGAACUUCAUGUAUGAGCGAGACGGUGUUAGAUGUUGUCGACUUGCGUCGUGGAAUCUUCAUGAGCUCAGUGUGGAGAAGAUAACGAACCCUGGUGUGAGGGAAGUCGUCUGCAGGACUAUUUUGGAAAAUAAGUUAUCGCUAAUAGCCGUACAAGACGUAUUAGAAGAGGCUGCGUUGAAGAUCAUCUGUGAUGAAUUAAAUUCCCCCGUUUUAAGGAGGAUCAGAGAAUGGAGGUGUAAUAGCCAACGGUGGCAGUACUGCUUGUCUGAACGAAUAGAAAGCCGACAGUUAGGAUUCAUAUACGACUCGGUGACCAGAGGUAUCACGGUGGAAGAUAUCGACCUGGACCAGGUCUGUCUCCUCACUGAAGCUCCUGAUGCCCGGCGCCUUGUCACCGAGCUGACAGCAUUGCGAAGCGAACGAUACAUUGUUGCUCCCCAAGCGUUCCUGCUAUGCAGUCGACCAGUGAUAGUCGUGAAUAUGCACUUCAAAGGCACCCUGGAAGCUGAUGACGUCACCAGUCUGAGAAGUAUAGCAGACCUCGCGGUCUCCAGCAAGAUGGAGCUGGUUUUCAUCGGAGAGUUCAGGACGAGGAGUAAUGUUCAAUCAUUCAAAACCUGCCAAUCGGUCCUGAACGAAGAAAUCGUUACUACGGUCGACAUGAAAGCUACGGGCCAAAGCGGCAUCUUAUGCCCCGGGAUGCUGGACAGCACUUCUUUUAAUGGACAGUCGGGUGCUAUCAAAACAGGACUCAGUCACUUAGCCAUACCACGUGGCUGGUCCUGGGGAGGCCCAGCAUCUCCCUACUGCCCAAUCUGGGCCGAAAUAAAGGUUCCAGAUUGA
This is a messenger RNA of Spodoptera littoralis (African cotton leafworm), 1680 nucleotides long. The record is from the annotation of a GenBank genome assembly. Lineage: Eukaryota; Metazoa; Arthropoda; Insecta; Lepidoptera; Noctuidae.